CAUGUCCAUCGAUGAUGGCGGAUCCAAUGGCAAAUUUAACACCAACAAGCUGAACCCACUGGGCUCAGAUUUUCCUUGUUGCCUGCGACCCCGACCUUCAAAUAUUUGCUAUGCAAUUUACCCCAUAUCGGGGUAUUGCUUGCCCAUCGACGGUGCCGAUUCCUACGGGCAGUAUACCACAAACUUGCUGAAUCAGCCACAUGGGCGAAACAUCCUCUAGCGUGCCGGUUAAAACAAACAAUAAUGUUCCUGAGAUCCCAAUUGAGAUCGUCAGUGAUGAAGAGAUGGCUAUUAUUGAAGCUGCUCUAGCAUAUGCUCGUUCUUUCACUUUUUCUGUUGCCCCUGCAAUACCAUCACCCACUUUCCCCUCCCAGCUUCACAUAAAUGGGAAAUCCCCCGUUCGAUCAAUUGCCGUUCUAUCUAACAAGGGUUUCUCCAAUUGUUCUCAAUCUGACAUUGAGGAUUCCGGCAACAUGCUGAACACCCAGAAAAGGAGAAGAGAGGCCGAAUCGUAUCUGCACCGCUUCAGGAAAAAUAGGGGCUUGUCUAUCACCGAUAUUACAUCUACGGAAUGGUGCCAAAAACAAAUGGAAUUUACUCUCCGUUAUGGAGCACAAAAGAUAACCAAAGCUAUGAAAGCUGGGAUUGCUCGACACGUUAAACUUGAAGAAGAGAUUAUAAAACGGGUGGCAGUGAAGAUCAAAUCACAUGAAGAUUUUUGGGCCUUGAAGUUCAUUAAUUUUAUAAAUGGUGUUAACCAAUUACAGUUAGAAGGAGUCACUCGUGAACUGCCCAUAAUAGGCUUUGCAGAGGGUGUAUGGAUGGUGGGUGUAAUUGAUGAGAUUCGUUUGCCGCAGACAUUACAUAAUCGAAAUCCCAUACUAAUUGACACAAAAACCCGUUCUCGAGAUACACUUCCUUCUGAACCACAACGAAGAAAUGGAAGGCUGCAGUUAAUGUGUUACAAGUAUAUGUGGGACAAUUUGGUUGCUCGCAAGUUCCCCUCUAAACAUUUUUUUGAUUCUUUCGGUUUAAACCCUCACCAUACUCUUUGCGAAGAUCUGCAAGGGGAGAGUGGGGAUUCUGGAUUCUCUGCAUUGACCCUUGAUGAUGCGGUGACGCAUUACAAAAUUCCGCGUGCAGUGCUGGGUGCGGCUCACGAUCAGCUUCUAUUGAGAUACGAGUCACAGAAGGAUCAUUCACUGCUUGGUGAAGAUAAAUUUGCAUAUGAUCCUAAGUGGCUAAAGGAUCAGAUUCAAACAUGUCUUAAAUUUUGGGUUGGAGAGGAAGAAGCUAGGUAUGUCCCAGAGGAUGAGCGCUGGAAAUGUAAAUUCUGUCAAUAUGUUUCUAUCUGUCCUGCAUACACUAAUGCCGCGCAGCCGGUGGUUCUCCCUAAUCCUUGCGAUGACUCAAAUAUCAAAGAAAGCCAAGGCCCAUGCGAAUAAUUGCAUCUUCCUUCAAGUCAAUUCUCUGUGGUUGUACAAGAAGGGCCAUCGUUCUUGUAGACGGGUGUAAUUAUUUCCUUGUUUGUCUGCGAAAGUUGCAGAGAAUGUAAUUAUAACCCAAUGUGGCUGUAUGUUUUAAUGUCCAAUUAAUUACUCCCAAAUUGUAAAAAAGAGGGCAGGGUGAGUCUUAUCCAGACUCGUGAAUUUUC
Neltuma alba is the source of this 1654-nucleotide messenger RNA. Its product is annotated as exonuclease V, chloroplastic-like. The coding region runs from base 201 to 1445 and encodes 414 amino acids. Lineage: Eukaryota; Viridiplantae; Streptophyta; Magnoliopsida; Fabales; Fabaceae. Gene Ontology annotation, cellular component: nucleus. Gene Ontology annotation, molecular function: single-stranded DNA 5'-3' DNA exonuclease activity. The transcript has 7 exons. Gene Ontology annotation, biological process: interstrand cross-link repair. The record is from RefSeq and is a predicted model, not a curated record.